Dendrobium catenatum is the source of this 921-nucleotide messenger RNA. RefSeq names its product myb-related protein Zm1-like. NCBI's taxonomy places the organism in Eukaryota, Viridiplantae, Streptophyta, Magnoliopsida, Asparagales, Orchidaceae. The coding region runs from base 10 to 870 and encodes 286 amino acids. The record is from RefSeq and is a predicted model, not a curated record. The transcript has 3 exons.
GCAGGAGUGAUGGGACGAGGCAGAGCUCCUUGUUGUCAAAAAAUUGGGCUCCACAAGGGCUCAUGGACUCCGCAAGAAGAUAUACGCCUCAUUUCCUACAUCCGCAAGCAUGGCCAUGGCAACUGGCGAGCUCUUCCUAAACAAGCAGGCUUGUUGCGGUGCGGGAAGAGCUGCCGCCUUCGAUGGAUCAACUAUCUCCGCCCUGACAUCAAGCGAGGUAAUUUCACCAAGGAGGAAGAGGACACCAUCAUCAAUCUCCAUGAAUUGCUCGGCAACAAAUGGUCGAAGAUUGCCGCGUGCCUACCUGGGAGGACGGAUAACGAAAUCAAGAAUGUGUGGAACACGCAUCUCAAGAAGCGUAUCAAGCAUCAGGAUUACACAGCACAAUCAUCAAUGACCAACAAAAGUUGGUCUGAGGUCAACCCCCCAAGCUCCGCAUCCUCCGGUAUAACGUCCUUCACAGAAGGCGAUGAGCUCUCCUUGGAAAAAAUUGAGAUCCCCAUUGAGCCCCAGAUUGACAUGUGGGACAUACUCGACUCCUCGUUGUCUCCUAAUCCGUCAUCUUUACCGCUGCCGCCGCUGGCGGCGGUCGAGAAUGACGAUAUUUUCAGCGAUAUUCCAAUUGAUCCAGACCUUUGGAGUAACACCAGCGAUGGUGGCAAGUUGGCCGACGACAGCAAGAAAUGGCUUGCCUAUUUGGAGGAAGAGCUCGGGCUUUUCGAUGAAGCCGAAGACAAGGAGAGGGAGGAGUUGAUUAGCAUGGAGGAAGGUAAUUUGAUGGGGAGUUACUUUCACAAACGGCCCUCCUCCUCCUCCUCCUCCUCACCCUCUCUUACAAAAUUGGUUGACCUUGAGUGUAUUAAUGCAUAGUCUUUGGAGUAAUUAAAUGGUAGAUGUUGGCGAAUGAGUUGAACGUGUAAG